CAGGUAUUGGAUAUUGAACAUCAGACGCUGACCUUGACCUUUUGUGCGCAGGGUACGUGUUUCCUGUUAGUCGUGAGGUUUCUGGGGUUAGUUGUCGUUUGCAGUCUGGUCGGUAGAUUGCAAAUCUUUGCAUUAUUAAGUAGCUAGUAUGGAUCAAAACACAUUACGGAAUAUCUUCAGAAGGGUUGACAAAGAUGGGAGCGGAAGCAUUUCUGCUAAUGAAUUGCAAGCUAGUUUGUCAAACGGUUUGGGAACAGUGUUCAACUUGAGAACUGUACAACUAAUGAUAACAAUGUUUGAUCGUGAUAUGAAUGGUACAAUUGGCUUUGAUGAAUUCUGCAGUCUAUUCAAGUAUGUUCAAGACUGGCAACAAUGUUUUCGACGAUAUGAUCGUGACAAUUCUGGUUCAAUUGACCGUCAAGAGUUCAGUAAUGCUUUGUGUAGUUUCGGUUAUCGUCUAUCUCCACAAUUUAUUCAACUUAUGAUAAGUCGUUUCGAUCGAAAUCGUCGAGGAUGUAUUGCAUUUGAUGAUUUCAUUUAUGCAUGUGUAUGUUUACAGACUUUGACAGGAGCUUUUAGACAGUAUGACUAUCGGAUGGUCGGCCAAGCUCAAUUUUCUUUUGAACAGUUUUUGACAGCAGCGUUUUCAGUUGUUAUUUAAAUUUUCACUACGAAGUUUCUACUGGAAAUUUUUUUAUACUUUACUUUAUUCCCCUUGUUGAAUUCAGCUUACCUUUGCUUUGUUAAAACAUUAUUUGUACGUGUCUGAUUUUUGCGAUUUCAAUGUUAUUUUCUCGUGCUCUCUCUCUUUCUCUUUCCUUGUGCGCUGCAUUUGUUUGUUUUGUAUAUUGUAUUUUCCUAUCUGAACUAUUGAUAGUUGAUUUAAUUUUUUUUCUGUGAGAGACAACCAAUAUAUCAAUACCAUGAAAUGAAUUUUUAAAGUUUUAUGUUUUUAUAUGGGUAUGUUUUUGUAUAAGUGUAAGCGAUUUCUAAUUAACCUUACCAUCAUCCUCUUCUUUUUGUAUCGUUAAAUGAUUUGUGAGGUAAAAGUCUAC
Messenger RNA from Heterobilharzia americana, 1055 nucleotides. The record is from the annotation of a GenBank genome assembly. NCBI's taxonomy places the organism in Eukaryota, Metazoa, Platyhelminthes, Trematoda, Strigeidida, Schistosomatidae.